Molecule: messenger RNA, 1903 nt
Organism: Bombus terrestris (buff-tailed bumblebee)
Lineage: Eukaryota; Metazoa; Arthropoda; Insecta; Hymenoptera; Apidae
Exons: 1
Coding region: 1-1230 (409 amino acids)
Biological process (GO): SMAD protein signal transduction; BMP signaling pathway
Cellular component (GO): extracellular region
Molecular function (GO): growth factor activity; cytokine activity
Source: RefSeq, a predicted model, not a curated record
AUGAUAAGGACAUUCCAGCAGCAAUUUCGAAUCCCUCCUUCCCAUUGGCAGUUAUUUAAAAGCCGUCCUUCAACCUCACCCACCGGCCAAGGAUUCGUUGGCAGUUGGAUGCCAAAUCCGAUCGACUUCGGUUCGAAAUCAUCCAAUUUUUCACUCUUUCGCGUCGAUUUAAAAUCCCUGAAACCAUCACCAAACCGUCCAGUGCUCUUCGCCAUGAACCCUUCUCAAUAUAUCUUCUUACUCUUCGUUGGAACUUUCUGUGUCUAUGGAUUGUGGAAAACCAGUUCUCUUUCCUGGCGAUCCUCCACGGUACACGCGAAAGCGUCGAUUCAGUUCGACCUCUCCAUUCCAUCAUCUUCUCCAUCCGUUUUCCGUCGAUUCUCUAACAAAACAAACAGAAAAACCAUCGGCAAAAGUCAUAAAAAGUAUCGCGGAGUCGUAUCGAAAUACAUGCUAGAGCUGUACCACCGCAGAUCAGAUGUGGACAUAGUUCGAGCGUUAGAACCGAUCCAUGUGUCAGGCCCGACCAACGAAGGAGCCAGGAUCCUGGUAUUCUCGAUACCUCCGAUCGACCCAGACGAAGCUCUAGAGGUAGCAGAGUUGCUUGGCGUUGUUGGAUCCAUUCUCAGAGUGCGUUUAGAUCACACGGACGCUUUUGGAAGCUGCAAAUCGAGGAGAGACGAUAGUUGGAGGGCUUUCAAUGUUACUUCUGCAGUGGCUGCAAGGAGUGGUAGUGCUGUCAGAUUCCGAGUAUACGGCAGAGUUGGUUAUCAUCCUUGCGGAGACGGCCCAAUCUUGUUAUUGAGCUACGCCAAAGUGAGGAAGAGGCGAUUAAGGCGUUCCAUUCAAGAAGAAGAAACGGACGAAGACGACGGUCCCCGAAGAAGACGUAAGAAUUCCUGCAGACGACGAUCUCUUUACGUAGACUUUGCACUGAUCGCGUACGACGAAUGGGUCGUUGCUCCACCCGGGUACGAAGCCUAUCAGUGCUCUGGGAAGUGUUUUUACCCGUUCGGCGAUCAUCUUAGCCCCACGAAGCAUGCGAUCGUGCAGACGUUGGUACACGGUGCUCUCCAGGCUAUCGAGGGCGGCAGCAAACCUGUUGGCAGAGCUUGCUGCGUACCAACGAGACUAGCGCCUACCAGUCUGCUUUAUCUGGAUGCCAGUGGAACUUUAACUUAUCAGUACGGCUACGAAGACAUGGUUGUUGCCGAGUGUGGCUGUCGUUAAAGUGUUCAAAAUAUAGGUUUAAAAUUAGGCAAUUGAGUAAGGAGAAAAUGAAUUUUUAUGAAAAUUAAGAUAGGUUCUUAAAGAUCGAAAAAAAAAGACAUGUUUUAAUCCUUAUAUUUCAAUCAAUUUAUUCCAACGAUUUACUUUGCGUUUCUUUAUGCAAGAUCAGCUUCUAUAUCUUUUAUCUCAUAUUCCGACAAAUAAAUGAAAAUUUCUCCAUUUAAUUUAGAAAAUGUAUAAACUUUUUGAUUUCCAUUUCUCUUCAGUACAUUCUAUAAAUCCUAGAUCUGCCUUCUUCCACCUCUUCCUAUAUAUAUCAUAAAAUAUAAUAUCUUUCAACAUACGAUAUUCUCUGAACUAGCAAUAUCUGAAUAAAAAUAUUCCUUGUAUAAAACAUGCAUUACAUUAAGUUUCAUAAAUUAUAAAUUCAUUAAAAAAUAAGUAACUCGAUAUACUUUUAACUCUCUACAAUGUAUUAGAUUUCUUCGCUUGUUAAUAUCGAUUUUGAAAUAAUAUUUUGUGUACUACUCAUAGAUAUUUUGAAUAAAAUUGAUGAGAAUCGUUAUAGCUUCUACGCUUGGCGUAUCAUUGAAAUAUGCAAAGCACGUAUGUAAAAGGCGAUGAAAUAAUUCAAUUAUUAAGGGUCAUUCAACCAUAAAAAAUUGAAUCAAAA